Oikopleura dioica is the source of this 1368-nucleotide messenger RNA. NCBI's taxonomy places the organism in Eukaryota, Metazoa, Chordata, Appendicularia, Copelata, Oikopleuridae. The record is from the annotation of a GenBank genome assembly.
AUGAAUUCGAAAUUUCGAUUUUUCUUUCUUUUAUUUUUGCAGAGAUCUGUCCAGGGCGUCACGACGGAAUGCGCGGACGGGAGCGAUCUGUGCGUCGACACAGCUACCUGCGAGCAGAGCGAUGUCUACGACGGCUACACCUGCAUCUGCCCAGCAGGCGAGAUCGGCAACGGCUUUGAGCCGGGCUUCGGCGGCGAUGGAUGCACGGAGACCUGCGAUAUGUUCACUGUCGAAUGCUCAAAGACCUUUUUCGAGCUGACGCUGGAUAAGACAUGUUCCGGGACGUAUAGUUUCUUGAAAGCUGAGAAUUUCUACAUUGGCGAGUUGGACGGUUCCGGCGCUGUCCAAACUGGAUGCGACUUUGCAGACUUUGAUUCAGACACGAGAAAAGCGCUGGUUUUAUUCGACAGAUGCAAUACUAAUAUUCAAAUUCUCGGAAGCUGGAUUUACUACACCAACAAAAUUUCAUACAAGUCCGACAUUUCCGGCCUCAACUUCUUCCGUCCAUUUUCGGUCACGUGCAAAGUUGCUACUCUUGGUCACACGAGUUCUAUCACUCUUGAAACCGCUAGCGAAACGAGCAUCAUCGGCGAGAUCGAAGACGAGAUCAUUUUCCACGAAUUCGUCGCGUUAGAAGUAAUCAACCGACCUGCCGGCGCCGCCGACGAGUUCCGCCUUGGUGAGCGCGUCGAAAUCGGACUCGACUUUGACGAUCUCGAUCAGAACUUUGACUACGUCAUCAACAAGUGCUGGGCGUUUUCGGACACCAAUGCUGAUUUCUUCCUUGUUGGCGCUCUGGACGACCAAACAAAUGGCUGUCCAAACUACGACUGGGUCACCUUAAACGACCAGGCCGAAAGUGCUUCUCUCACAAUUCCAAGCGGCUUUACUCGUCCCAAUUCAGUUUCCUUUCCAGUUUUUACUUUUGAAAACGAAGCGUCGCUCAACAUCAACUGUCAAAUCUUCAUUUGCGGGGCGAACUCGGCAGAUUGCAACAUCGACGUUAGCACUUGCUUCGCAGAUGAUCUGCCCGAUUUGUUGGUUUCGGGGCCGCUCCCUGGUCUUGGAAGAAAAAGGCGAAGAAGAAGCCUUGUUUCUGGCGAAUACGAUAAUCAAAAUCACAGAACGGUGGUUGGAACUUCGCUGAGAGUGAACAUCAGCGAGCGAUUGCCAAUAUUUGAAACCGUUCCCUUUCAAAAUUUGGAAAAUGCGGAAACCGAAAUCAAGGAAGACAACGUCCAAAUCUUUGAACAACUGCACCAAUUACUCAGCUCGAUGAAAGAUGUUUCAAGCACCUCGAAGGGGACAAAAAAUGAUUUCUCUGUCAGUUUAUGCUCGUUAAUUUUUGCCUCUCUGUUUAGACUCUGA